Molecule: messenger RNA, 990 nt
Organism: Lasiosphaeria miniovina
Lineage: Eukaryota; Fungi; Ascomycota; Sordariomycetes; Sordariales; Lasiosphaeriaceae
Exons: 2
Coding region: 168-806 (212 amino acids)
Source: RefSeq, a predicted model, not a curated record
CCUUGGGGCUCGCUUGCGGCCUCACUGGAACACUGGAACACUGUCACUGGCAGCCGACGGCCCACGACCAAUCAAUCUUCGCUAACACGUCGCUGCCCCGACAAAACCUCGGCGCUCCUGCCGCGAGGUUGUCGUGAAUCGUGACGGGGGAAGAAUUGCAACGUCGAAUGUCCAAUCGACAGCGAACUCACAACCCCGUGAAUUGCGAAACUCAGAAACAGACUGAUCCAGCCCGACCGCUUGAAAGGGCCUCUGGCGGCGGCACUCAGGGAAAGCCCGCGACUCCGUGGAGGAAGGAUCAGAUUCACUGGAGAGUCGGUUGUGAUUGCUGUCUGAUGGCUGCAACGGUGACAGGAGUCGUGAAUGGCCUCGGCCUCAAUAUAUCGUCUGCCGGCGUGCUGCGAGUCGUGUGUUCACGCCAGGUUGGACGAGAGGUAGGGGGGGGGAUUGCCGAAAGCUCUGUACGUAAUUGCAGACAGGAGUCUGCUUUAGAAGACACACGGGGGGUUCUCGAAAGAAAUUGGUGGACUGGAAUGCACCUGGAGGAAGCUAGACUUCCAGGUCGCGGCGCGAAUAUCUACAGUACGCAGUUCUCCGAACACGGAUUCCCUUACUACCUUGAUGUCCUACCCUACUCGAGGGCGGGUGAUGCUGCAGCGGGCGCUGGCGGAGAGCCUAGCGCCAAGGAGUUAGGUGAUUGCUCCCGCAUCUUGUUCGUCCGAAGGAGCUUUGUAGCAGUGACGGGACUUCUCGUCAGGUUGCUGGGUGAGGUGGCUUUGGGUCCAGUUCAGGUUGUGGGGCUUUGACCCAAGCGAUCCAGCCAAGGAAGCCAAAGGAAGCUACAGUGUAUGGAAUUUGCUGUUUGCGCCUUUCCUGUUUAGGCCACGGCUGCCAGGACCGCAAGACCGCAACAGUCAUCAGCUGGCAGCCACUGCCAUGGAUUUCAGCUGACGGGAAUGUAAACUAACUGUUCUGAGGCUUCCGGCUCGU